Molecule: messenger RNA, 5166 nt
Organism: Closterium sp. NIES-65
Lineage: Eukaryota; Viridiplantae; Streptophyta; Zygnematophyceae; Desmidiales; Closteriaceae
Source: the annotation of a GenBank genome assembly
AUGUUCACCCCGCGGGCGAUGUUCACCCCGUGGGAGAGCCACGCGAUGGAGCCGCGAGACGCGCGCGACGGUGGACAGGCGGAGGAGGAGCGGGGGGAAGGGGGGUCGGCGGAGAACACGGAAGAUGAGGAAGAGGAGGAGACGGAUGAUGAUGAUGAUGAUGAUGAUGAGGGGGAUGAGGAGGAUCAGGAGGAGGAUGGGUCAGAGGAUGGUGCAGAAGACGCGAUUCGAGACGACAGCGAUGUCAAUCUGGCGGCCAUGCGGAGUCUCAAAGCGUCGCGCAGCGGCAAGGGCAUGGUGUCGUUCGCGGACCGGCGGAGGGGGAGCGCGGAGGACGGGGAGGAGGGGUACGGGGACGGGGACGGGGACGGGGACGGGGAGGGGGAGGGGGAUGAUGGGUACAACGAGGAGGCGGAGCAGCGGGAGAAGCUCGACCAGGAGGUUAUUCAGGCACAUGGGCGAGUUGACUUCUUCCUCUGCCCCUACCACACUGUGUUGUCGCUCCUCUCUCUCCGCGUUCUCCUCGCUCCUCUCUCUCCGCGUUCUCCUCGCUCCUCUCUCUCCGCGUUCUCCUCGCUGCCUCUCCUCUCUCCCUCCCAGCCAUCCAUGUACGAGCGGGUGAAGCACAUGGGAGAGCUGACGGACAACUUCAAGAAUCUAUUCUUCUUCCUCUGCUACACGUGCCUCUACCUCACCGUGCUCUACCUGCAAGCCGACGCCUCCAUCUGCUACCAAGUCACCACCGCCCACAACGUGCUGCUGCCGCCCGACUACAUGGCAGCAGCAUCCAUGACCAUGAACAGUCCAGACGACUUCUACACAUGGCUCAACGACAGCAUCAUACAGGUGGUGUGGAAGGACCCUCCAUGCGGCAACGGCAUCUGUGAGCGCCCCCUAGAAUUCGAAGCAUUCGGCCGCUUCGGCUGCUCGGCGGACUGUGGGGACCUGGCGGCAGUGACGAGCGUGACAGUGCACCUCACUACCGACUUCCACUCUCCCACUGAUGCCGCUGCCUCUUCCUGGAACCUCUGCCGCGACGCCCCCACCCCUCUCUGCUGGUACGCAGAGGACCAGCAGUUCACAGAGCUAGCAUCGGACACGCAGGUCACACUCGCACUGCCAGACGGCUCGUGGUCUCUCGUGCUCAAUGCGCCGGGGGGAGGCAUCGCCGGCACCCUCCGACUCACCGGCAGCAGAAACGCCGCUUUUGCUGCUGCUGCAGUCGCUGCUGCUGGUUUUGGAGGCCUGCUUGCAAUGCAGGCUGUCUGGCCAACUACUGUGGGGGCGGAGAGGGUACUCCCCUCCCCUGCCAUGCAGGUCCCAAGUUCUCUCCCCCUUCUCACCCCCUCCUCUCCUACCUGCCUGCAGGCCUGCUCGCGUUUUGCAGGCUGUCUGGCCAACCACUGUGGGGCGGGAGGGUACUCCCCAGCAGCACUCUCCUCGCUCUUUGUCACCUGCGCCUCUGCCUGCAACGACAACUCCUCCCUGCCCUUCCUGCCCUUUAGUGACUUCUCUUGCGCUGAGGUAAGGGAGUCGACUCAUGGCCCUGCCCCUCUACCCCUGCCUCCAUGCCCCUCUGCCCCUGUCACGAUGCCCCUCUGCCCCUGUCACUAUGCUCCCCUCCAUUGUCAUUACUAUGCCCCUCUACGCUCUGCUCCUCUCGCCGCACAGAUAAUCAACGCCACUGCAGACAGCCUUGCAGGCUUCCAGUGCUCCUACCCCCCCAACUCAACGCUCACCACAGGGGUAGGCAUACAACCCACAGCUGCAGUCACACCCAUGCCUCCCUUUUCUCGCUCUGCUUUUUCCCAUCCUCUCGGCAUCUCAAACCAUUGCAUCAAAGUGCGAAACGUCUUUCUUUCCGCCCUCUCCCCUUGUCUUCUCCUUGCUGACUUUUGCGCCAUCCCUUCCCCGAUGCUCCUAUUCUCACACCUUUCUUCAGCUCGCACCCCUUCUCAACCCUUCUCACCCUUUCCUCGCCCAUUCCUACCUAUUCUCACACCUUCUCAUUCUUCAGAGGAAGGCUCGGAGCCUCUGGGAGCAGGCAGCACAGGCUGCAACGCCACAAGCAUCUGGACUCACCUUGGCUCCACCGACUCUCAGCGAAUCACGAGCCUCCACGUGGCAGUCGCCCGAGCCCUCUACACAGCUGUCAAGGACGACUGCCUCGUUGGCUCCCCCCUCUUCUCUCCCCGGGCCAACCCCUCCCCUCCCUCCCCUCCCUCCCCUCCCUCCUCUCCCUCCUCUCCUUCCUCUCGCUCCUCUCUCGCCUCCACUCGCCGCUCCACGCGCCCCUCCUCCCCUGCUAUCCUCCCGCCUGUCAUCCUCUCCCUGUCCUCUCGGUCCCGCCUUGCUGCUUUCCUCUGCGUGCUCUUUGCUGGGGAGGAAGCUGCUCGGAAAGUGCCCGAGUGCAAGUACACUUCAUCGUGGGACGGGCGGCAGCUGGUGUCUGCUUCUGAGCUGGCGGCCGACGUGCCUUGGACUGUUGCGCUCAAUCAGACGUACCACUUAUCUCGGGACCAGGCGGCGCGUUUCGUCCUUCUCCUCACCGCAGCGCUCAAGUCCGUCGUUCUGUUGCCGGACGAUGACGUGGCAGAUGCCGCCCGGUUGCUGCACGCACUUGACGCUGUGGUCGUGGACCAGUCUCUGCCUUCCUGCGGUACCACCGCCACAGGUCCCACAGUGAUGUGGGGGGCGAGCAGGCAGCCCAGCACGGUGGUGCCGGUGGGGGAGCGAGUCACAUGGGUGUGGGCGGAUGGGCAACCCCAUGCCAUCAACGUGGCGGGGUUUGGGGAUGCAGCAUCCACUCCUUUCUAUGGCAUGGGCAGCGGCCGGUUGGUCUUGAGUGCUGACGUGGCAUGCAGUGCGGAGAACGUGGGGACCACGGCGACGCUCAUCAACGGCUCACACGCGUCCACCGCUGAUCCUGCGCCCUGUCCCACCACCAGCGCUGCUGCCUCGUCCCCCCCCAUCCCCUUCUCCUACACCACGGUCCGGUGGGAUUCGUGGCCCGGCCGCAGUACUGUCCCUGUCCUCCGGGACAGGUUCGGUCAGACGAAGGAGGUGAGUGAUAGGGUGUUGGGCGGUGAUGGGCGGUUGGGAUGGGCGGUGGGGGGAAGAUGGGCGGUGGGUGGUGAUAGUUUGGUUCGGUCGGACGAAGGAGACUCAUUCCUCACCCUCCUUCCACUUCCCCCCCUCUCCCUCUCCACUUACCUCGAUUGCAUGGCCCCCCUCCACCCAGCAUGCUGCAUGACGUCAGCCAUAGGGGAUGGCCUCUCCUUCCCCUUCACCCUCGACAUGUUCUCAAAUGCCACGUCAGCAGCCAUGUCUGCUGGCAAUGCCACGUCAGCAGCUGCGUCGGCUGCUAAUGCCACGUCAGCAGCUGCGCCUGGUGCCGCGGCUGCGGGCAAUGCGUCGUCAGCAAACGGCACGGAGGAGGUGGCGUUGUCUCGCUUCGUGGCGGAACAGAACAGGGUGCUGAUAGGACUGAAAAUCGAGCAGACCCGGUGGGACGCUGUAACCUGCCAGCCAUACAGGUUCUCCUCCCUCUUCCAAAACUGCAUGAACCGCAUAUCCACAGCUCCCUUUGGCGUCAACCCACACUUCCUGCCCUCGUCCUCGCUCUACCUCCCUGACGCCUACGUGGCGCUCAACGACUCGUUAACCAGCGCUGACGUGGACACCAUGCAGCCAAUCGCGACGCGGCCUGACGGCGUGCCAUAUGGCUUCCAAGUCGCCAAGGCGAACGAGAGGGUAUUCCCGGUGAUAUUCGACAUCAAUCUGGACAACGAGGCGGCCACGCAGCGCCUGCAGUAUCUGGCGGACAGCUUCUUCAUCGACAACGCCACGCAGUCCGUGUCCGUCGCCAUGCUCACCUACAACGGCGACUCCAGUCUGUUUGUGUACACCACCGUGAAACUCAACUUUGAGAUCGGGGGCAAGAUCGCAGUCACGUACAACGUGGAUCCGGUGGACGUGGAGCUCUACUCGUCCAGUGCCGACUGGGUGCGCCUCACAGUGUCGGUGCUGUACGUGUGCGCGGUGGUGUGGAACCUCAUAGAGGAGCUCGUGGAGGCGUUUCAGUGCUGGCUGGAGACAGGCAGGAUCACAUCAUACUUCCGAACGCUGUGGAACUGGCUGGAUGUGCUCUCACUCACCAUCCAGUUCAUCGGCAUCAUCAUGUGGUUCAUCAUAUCAGUGCAGAUGGCCGGAGGCUUCCAGGUGCAGCCUCGAUACGACAUCUACGUCACGGGGGACUCGCCCUUUGUCUGGCGGGUGCAGCCUCGCUACGACAUCUACGUCACGGGGGACUCGCCCUUCGUCUGGCGGGUAGGCCGUAUACCACUCUGUGAGGGACGAACCACGUGGUAUACUGCACAGAGUGGUAUACUGCACAGAGUGGUAUACUGCGCAGAGUGGUAUACUGCACAGAGUGGUAUACUGCCUGCGCAGUGGCCUCUACUUUUUUCUCCCUGCACAUCCCUUACCGCUUCCCCGUCUCCCACACACCUCCCCCCUUCCUCUCCCCAACAGCUGCAGUACCCCCCAGUGGGCUACGAGCAAGCGCAGGCAGUAUACGAAUCCAUUCGCAACCUCGUGCAGUGGCGCUCCAUCCUCGUGUCGCUGCAGGGCAUCAACGUCUUCCUCUUCCUCCUCCGUCUGCUCAAGCUGAUGGACUUCCAGCCGCGCAUCGCCAUCCUCACGCGCACCAUGGCAGCAGCCUUCCCGGCCCUCGUGCACUUCUUCCUGCUCUGGGCGAUCAUGUUCAUCGGCUUCUCUCUCUACGCCUAUGUGGUGUUUGGUCGAACCUUGGAGCAGUUCAGCACAGUGGCGAUGUCGAUGGUCUCCUGCUUCCUCAUCCUGAUCAACGACAACAGCACGGGCUACUACUUCAUCCAGCUGGAGGGGUGGAACCUCACAGCAGCCAUCAUCUUCUGGGUCGCCUACAUCAGCGUCAUGGUCUUCGUCAUGCUCAACGUGCUCAUCGCUAUUGUGGUCGAUGCUUUCUUGGAAGUCAGGAAAUCUACGGAAGAAUCGCCAGCGUUCCCAGUGGACAUGUGGUAUGUGCUGCGCAACGUGCUGCUGCGCCUCUCAACGGACUACUGGAAGCCAGGACGGCUGCAGCGGCACCUGCUCAUGCUGGGCGCAGAGGACGUUGACGUUACG